AUGAUCCUGUGUUAUGAAGGAAAAGUUGGUUUAGGUAGCUUUAUUACUUCUUUAAUUAUUGCAACAUUACCAGAAAUUCUCUUAUGGAUUGAAUUCAGCUGUUAUAUUCAUCAACUUCUGGUAAAUGUUUGGUUGAUUCAUCUAUUUCAAUAUGGAUUUCUAAACUUGUUGAUAUUUCUAACCUUCAAAGGACUUUUAUACCAAGUAGCCGUAAGAUCAGCAUUUCUUGGUUAUAUUUUCGGAGUCGGAAUCCUAAUUUUCAUAUUAGCUUCACUGUCAUGGAGAUGUUUUGGAAUUUAUAUCACCGUCCUGUCGUUCUUUCACUUCUCUGAAUUCUUCACAAUUGCAUGGACUAAUCCGAAAGCAGUGUCAAUUGAUAGUUUCAUUCUGAAUCAUAGUUUAGCCUAUAAUACAGCGGCAUGCUCUAGUUGGAUUGAAUAUUUUUUGGAACGAUAUUACUAUCCUCAACUAAAGUCACCUGAUUUUAUUUCCUAUGUCGGUUUGAUAAUAUGUAUCUGCGGAGAAAUAGUUAGAAAACUAGCUAUGUUUACGGCUAGAGAUAAUUUUAAUCAUCUUGUACAAAUGGAAAAAUCUAAAACUCAUCAGUUAGUCACUAAUGGAGUGUAUAAAUUCGUCAGACAUCCAAGUUAUGUUGGGUGGUUUUAUUGGUCGAUUGGUACUCAGCUUAUACUGAAGAACCCCGUCUGUUUGCUGGCGUAUGCUGUCGCAUCGUGGCAAUUUUUUUAUAACCGCGUAAUUCUGGAAGAAAUCACAUUAUUAAGAUUUUUCGGAGAAGAUUACAUAAAAUAUCAAGAAAAUGUUGGAACGGGAUUACCAUUUAUCUCAGGAUACAAACUAAACACGUAA
Molecule: messenger RNA, 867 nt
Organism: Cotesia congregata
Lineage: Eukaryota; Metazoa; Arthropoda; Insecta; Hymenoptera; Braconidae
Source: the annotation of a GenBank genome assembly